AUGAAACCCUCCGCCGCACCGAUGACCCACUCCGUCGCACCGAUGGAACCUACUGGCCAACCUGGCAUCUCCGGUGAUACCUCUUCGAAGAAACGUAACGGCAAGGCCGUUUUCUGCUCCGACGUCUCAUCCGACAAAAACGAUGGCGUCGUGAAGUUCAGAAAUGUGACGAACGCAUUCACGAAGAUCCUUAUUGGUCUAGAGAUGCUUCUGAUCGACGAAGAGGGCACUGUGAUUCAGGGAUUCAUCCCACCAUCGAGGAUUGACACCUAUCUGCGAUACAUGAUUCCCGGUUCCACUUACAGACUUAACAACUACUUUGGUUCUAAGACCAAGAAGGUGUAUCGGGUUGCUGAUCCAGACGUCACCAUUGCUUUCUCAUGGAACUCUGUACUAUCUGUUCUCACAGAUAGUUAUAUACAGUUUCCUGAAGAUCGAUUCCGUUUCCAUGGCUAUGAAGAGUUCGAAGCGGCUUGCGACCUCAAAAGGGAUCUGUUUGAUUACAUUGGUCAUAUUAGAUUGGUGAAUGAGCAGACUCUUACCGAGGGUCUUGUGCUGGAUGAGCUCUACUUAUGGGAUAAGGCAGAUACAGACUUCUGUGAGAAGUUUAAAUCGCUUGGAAAAUAUCCAAGUGUUAUUUUAGUGACAACUGUGAAUCCUAAACGUUUUGGAGGUGCUUUAUCUUUGUCAUCCCUAUCAUCUUUAAGGGUGUUUUUUGAUAUGGAUGUUCAAGCAACCAGGAAGUAUCUGGCUUGGUUUGUGUCAAACUCAGAAGUUGCUAAUAGAGUUAAUGCUGAGAUUGUAACCAAGGCUGAGACAGAUACUAUAGGGGAGCUACUCUCUUACAUGAAGCAAGAAGAUGCGAAGGUCGCUUGGUUUGAGUGUACAGCUACAAUUGAUGAUGUUGUGCGUGAUUCCGCAUGGUAUUACAUCGCUUGUGGUGGGUGCAAGACUAAAGCAACUAAAGGACCUACCACGCUUAUGUGUAAGAAGUGUGGAAAGACUGAGAUCACAGGUGCUGCAGAGUAUCUCACUAAGCUCUCCGUCUAUGACAACAAUGAUUAUGCGAGCUUUGUGGUUCUCGGUGAUGAUGGGCAGGAAUUAACUGGGAAGAAAGCCUCCGGUUUGGUUGAGAGCUACUAUGAGGCUUACGAGGGCGCAUUAGAUGGGCAUGUAGUCCCGGUGCCGCAAGCCCUCAUUAAUAUCAUUGGACAGACACGCACGUUCGUUAUCAAGAUAUCAAAGCACAACGUGGAAGGCAAGACUCAAUCUUUAACAGUCACCAAGGUACUCCCUCUUGAUGGUCAAGCGCUUGGAUGCGAUUUAGCAGCCGACGUGGCUGUCUCUCCUACUGCGGUGGCUUUGGGAAGUGGUAACGGUGAGGAAGGUUCUUCCAUUGCUAAAUGUGGCUAA
Molecule: messenger RNA, 1413 nt
Organism: Brassica rapa (field mustard)
Lineage: Eukaryota; Viridiplantae; Streptophyta; Magnoliopsida; Brassicales; Brassicaceae
Product: replication protein A 70 kDa DNA-binding subunit A
Source: RefSeq, a predicted model, not a curated record